Molecule: messenger RNA, 2496 nt
Organism: Aspergillus aculeatinus CBS 121060
Lineage: Eukaryota; Fungi; Ascomycota; Eurotiomycetes; Eurotiales; Aspergillaceae
Product: transient receptor potential ion channel family protein
Exons: 2
Coding region: 209-2332 (707 amino acids)
Biological process (GO): fungal-type cell wall biogenesis; transmembrane transport
Source: RefSeq, a predicted model, not a curated record
AUUGCGAGAUCAUCAGGCAUCAUCGGGGUCUCUCUCACUCUCACUUCCGCACUCACUCUCCCACGUCUCUCGUUCACAGUCGUUCGCUCUUUUUAUCUGAUCCCCCCGGUUUCCCCUAUCUACCCCUAUCCCCUCAUCCCCUCACCACCACCUCCUAAUCCAGAAAAGUGAAAAGACCCCCCACCAUCGAUGCGCCACUCCACCGACAAUGUGGUGGUCAUCACGUUUUCUUAGCGUUCUGAUCGCCUGUACGGCCGCCUCCGUCGUCUCGGCCACCCGCCUGAUCGAAUCCAAUGCGCUGAGUCUCUGCCAGAACAGUCCGAACUUCACGGCCACGUACUUCAGCGUCCGCUUCACCCCCAACAACCGGUCCCUCGCCCUCAGUUUCGACGGCGUGGCCGCGAUCUCCGGCUAUGUCACCGCGGACAUUGUCGUCAACGUUUAUGGCUAUGAGCUGACCACCGAAUCCCUGAACCCAUGCACGAUGAAUCUGGCCGGUCUCUGCCCCAUGAAUGCGGGGAAUAUCAACGUCCCGAACGCCAACAUCGAUAUCCCCGAGAACGUCGUCAAGAGGAUUCCAGGAAUUGCGUACACCGUCCCGGAUCUGGACGCCUCCGUUCGCAUUUACAUCAAUUCCACCGACGCCGGCGGGGAGAGUAUCGCCUGCAUCGAAGCGAGCCUGUCGAACGGGAAGACCGUCUACCAGAAAGGUGUGGGAUGGGCCACGGCGGUCAUAUCGGGGGUCGGCUUGAUCGCAUCGGCGGUCACGGCCAGUCUGGGCAAUUCCAACACCGCCGCCCACGUCGCCGCCAACGUUCUGUCGUUCUUCGGGUUCAUGCAAGCGCAGGCCAUGUUCGGGAUGAUCUCCGUGCACAUGCCCCCCAUCGUCGCCGCGUGGACGCAGAACUUCCAGUGGAGCAUGGGGAUCAUCCGGGUCACCUUCCUGGAGAAGAUCUGCACCUGGUACCAGCGCGCCACGGGCGGCACGCCGAGCACGGUGCUCUCCGAGCUGUCGACCGUCUCGGUGGAGGUUAUGCGGCGCAGGAAACGCUCGAUCGAGGGGGCGGCGACGGCGGCGGCCGUCCGCCUCUUCAAGCGCGCCGACGGGCAGUCGGCGACCGCGAAAACCGGCACGGUCGUCGUCCGCGGCAUCAAACGCGUCGGGUUCACGGCCCACAUUGAAGGCACCAACAUCUUCCUGACGGGGCUGAUUUUCUUCGUCUUCUUCGUCGCCGUCGUGAUGAUCAUCGUCGGCGCCCUGAAGGCGGCCUCCAAGCUGCUGGCGCGGUACGGCAAGAUCCGCCACGAUCAGUUCGCCGACUUCCACGUCUCCAAGGGGAUCCUGUACCGGAUGGUGCAGAUCGGAUUCCCGCAGAUGUGCGUCCUCUGCCUGUGGGAGUUCACGCAGCAUGAUUCGGCCGCGGAGGUCCUCCUGGCCGCCGUGAUGCUGCUGUCCGUGAUCGGGGCCCUGGGCUGGGCGGCGGUCAAGGUGAUCCUCAUCGCGCGCAACUCGGUGGGGAUGCACCGCAACCCGGCCUAUAUCUUGUACUCGGACGAGAGCUGCCUCAACAAGCUGGGGUUCCUGUACGUGCAGUACCGCGCGACGGCCUACUACUUCCUGGUUCCAGCGAUGACCUACGUCAUCCUCAAGGCGAUGUUCAUCGGCCUGAGCCAGGAGGCGCCGAUCGUGCAGACGGUGGCCCUGGUCAUCAUCGAGACGCUGAUGCUGAUCGGCAUCAGCAUCCUGCGCCCCUGGAUGGACCGCAAGACCAACGGGUACAACAUCGCGAUCGGGGCGAUCAACUUUGUGAAUGCGAUCUUCCUCCUGUUCUUCUCGCAGGUGUUCGACCAGCCGGGGAUCGUCACCGGCGUCAUGGGGGUGAUAUUCUUCGUGUACAACGCGGCGUUCGUGCUGGUCCUGCUCGUCCUCGUGCUCGUCACCUCGGCCUUUGCCAUCUUCUCGAAGAACCCGGACCUGCGCUACCAGCCCAUGCGCGACGACCGCGGCUCGUUCAUCAAAUCGCAGAGCCAACUAGGGAUGACGGAGCUGGACGCGUUGGGCUCGACCGCCCGCGGCGAAAGCCCGCUCAAGCGAUUCUACAUGGCCGGCGAAGGGAACGUGUCCUCCAGUGCCACCGGUCUUGGGGCCGCGGGCGCAGGAAUCCCCGGUAGCCGCAGCCGCGACAGCAUUCCCAGCCAUCGCAGCUCCGCCUCGCCAACCACGCGCUCCUCCCUCGUGCCCAGCACCGCAAGGGGGCCUAGUCCCGUGGGCCAAGUGGACUCGCCAGCCGCGGAUGGUGCUUCUGGGCGCGCCAAGCAUGUCAACGCAUGAUCUCUUUUUUUGUUUGAUGGAGUUUCAUUUGACGAUUUAGCUGAAUUGAUUUGAUUGCGAUGGGAUGAAGGCGUUGAAAUUCGAGAUUUGUUGACUGGGAUCUUGCUUGGGCUUUUUACAGAUGUUGAUAUUCGCUUUUUCGAAUCUGAAAAGUCGAUUUGCUG